Molecule: messenger RNA, 15639 nt
Organism: Porites lobata
Lineage: Eukaryota; Metazoa; Cnidaria; Anthozoa; Scleractinia; Poritidae
Source: the annotation of a GenBank genome assembly
AUGUCUUCACUAAUAACAGCUGUAUUUAAAGCCACUAUCGGCAUGUUGGUGAAUAAAGGAAGAGAUAAACUGGCAGAAAAGUUGAAUGAGGGUGAUGUUACAGAUCAGAAAUUCCGUGGCCUGAUCGUCCGUGAAAUCGAUGAAAUAAAAUCGAAGUUGGAUGGUUUAGCAAGAACGCCUUUGAAGACAAGUAUGAGCCUUUUUAAAGAAGGAAUCGAGUUGUUGUAUGAAGUGUUUGAAAGUGCCAGAUCCAGUACCGAGAAUCGCGCGAUAGAAGCCGCUGCAACAGCUUGUGUUGAGCAAUUCGAUAUUGCUAAAGAAAUGAGGAAAUUACAGCUUACUGCCUUGGAUGAGUCGGCCACGAGGAAGCUUAGCGCAGCGAAGGAGACAUUUAGUGACGCUCGAUUGGAAGCAAUGAGAGCUUUUAGUAAUGAAGCUUUGGAAUUACCUGAUCGCCUGUUAGCUAUGCAAUAUCGACUGAUGGCUACGAUACUGAGGAAUAUUGACAAUCCUACGGACGCAUUAGCGGCUUGUAGAGUCUGCCUUGACGAGUUACACCAAGUGCCAGCUGUUAAAGAAUAUUUCAAAGUUGAGUUGGAGGAAGGAUUAAGAUUGAGGGCUCGCUUUAAUAAAGACGAAAGAAGGCAAAUAAUUUUUUCUGUCUGUCACGCUAAUCGUGUGAUCUAUGAUGUAAUGAGCAUGCUCGGUAGUGUAAAAAGGUGGACUUUGCCUGAUGUUGAAACUGGGAAAGAGAAAGUGGAUCCACUCCUCAACGAAAGAGUUGUUAAAAUACUGACAAAACAAGGUAAGGAGCACUGCUGUGUUACACCAUGGUCAUUAGGUCACGAGGGUGAUGAGGAGCACAAGCUGAAGAAUCCGCUUGGUAUCGCUACAAACCAUAGAGGCCAAUUCCUGAUAGCAGACAAUGGGGAUAAAACCGUGAAGGUGUUUGAUAGCAACGGAAAGUUUGCCUUUAGGUUUAAUCCUCAAACUGAUGACGCCGAUACAAAGUUAGAUAUUUUGGAUGUCGCCACUGCAGACGAGGACGACCGGAUUUAUCUUCUGGUCCGACUGGAGAAGCCUGGGGCUGAGGAAUGGGAGAAGGAAGUGCAGGUUUUUAACAAGACUGGUGACCUACAGCACAAGUUUCCUGUGAGGAGAGGGGGCUGGAGACUAACAGUGACCAGCGGCAAACAACGCGGCAAAAUUCUGCUGUUGACAACAGGUGACCUGUUGACAGGUGACCUUGUUGAUAUUCAUGAGCCGAGUGGUGAGUUCGUUUGUAGCUUUGGUGGAGGAGUGUUCAAGUAUGCAAGAGAUAUCACUGCUACUUGUGAUGGUCGCGUCAUGAUAGUGGACUGGGACGAUCACAGUUUGUACAUAUUUGAUGUGGAGGGACACCAGCUUGGCAAAUUUAAUAUCAAAUAUGAGAGAGAUGUCUAUGAUCGCAUUGCAUGUCACCCGGCAAGUGCAGACGAUGUUGUCCUUGCUGGUUAUGAACGAGAGACAAACCGCCUGACGCUGGCUAUAUACACUGUUAAUGGCGAAUUUGUUCGCAGAAUUCAGCUGGAUGAAGUAGUAUCACUACGGUCUUAUUUCCGUGGAAUAAGAGUACGUGGAAUAACAGUGACCGUGGAGGGUCACAUUGCCGUGGCUUUACAGGAUAUUACAGACGAAGAUACUCUCCAAGCAAAGGUAAUUGUUGUUUAAAACUAAAAAAUUCCAAGACACAAGUCAACAGUUCUUAUUUUACUUUCAUGAAUAAAUGUCAUCAAGGCAGAUGUUUAAAUUUAAUGCUGCAGUUGACUGGAAUCACUGGACAUGACUGCAUUAAGCCACAUACACUGGCUUAAGGUAUCUGCACCGGCAAAUUCUGCACAUUUUAGGUGAUACACUGACAUCCAAUGUAAGAGUGUUUUACCUACAUGUUAGACAAUAACAUUGCUUUUUGGUCCAUAAGGAACAAAACUAGUGAAAAAAUUGUAAGGCUACAUCACUCUAAAGGUGUUAUUUUAAUUACCCCCUGGUGGUGGCAUGAAAAGAGAAGAAUUCAAAUUUCACAAAAACCACAACAGUUUGUGGGAAAAAUGAAAUGCAACACAAACAGGGACGCAAAAAGCAACAAUCCUGUGUUUGACCAAGACACAGCUCCAAGAAAUAUGCCCUCUAGAGGGCAAUUUGUUGUUUUGUAAUUUGAUCCCUUUUUGGACUUCAGUAACUCAGCCGUAUGAUAAUUUCAUUCUUUGGUCAAACACAGAUCUGUUCAUCAACAUGCUCUUUGUGUAUGUGCCAAAUUUCACGAAGAUAUAAUGAUCCAUUCCUCCAAAAAACUGGUUCCCGUAAGUCAAGGUAAAUCGGUCACGCAAAAUUAACGCUUUUCCAGUGUAAAAAAGCUUAUUUUCUUCUCAAAAUCAACUGUUUUUGCUCGAUACUACCAUCACAGACCUUCUUGACCGCCAUUUUGAAUCACCGCUGUGUAAAAUGCUCGUGGAAGCCUAAGAAAAUGCCAAAUGACCUCUCUAUAGCCCCCUUGGAUUUUGAUACGUGACCAGUUGCUAGGUGUGACGCAUUUCCGGAAGAUGCCGUUACUCAGUGUCAGCUAUAAUGCAGUGAAGCGCGCCGAAGUAUGAAGAUUGAAGAAGAGUUUUAUUCAAAAAUGAAAAGAAUUGCUUCUGUAAAGUGAAAGAAAUUGGUAGAAAAACAGACCAGAGGAUUAGGGGCCAAGAAAAUGUUUUACUCUCCCGGCAAAAUUGUUAGAAUAUAUCAGGUGAGAAAACACACCGAUGUAUUGUAAAUUUAAAACAAUAAUAAGCCCUGGAAAACGGAGUAUAUUUCAAGAACAUAACAAAUAUUGACAAGUAGCAAGUAAUAUUAGUCAUCACAGCUUUAACAGAAGCAAGAAAAAUCAAGUUGGACAUACAGCCGCUGUAGUUUGUCAAUGAAUCCAAGCAGUGAAUAGAUUUUGUUCAGCGCAUCAAUAGAACUUGAUGCCGAAAAGAGGAGUCAAAUUGCGCUACUACCGUUCUUUUUCUUAGUAACGGAAAUGGAAAAUUUUCUUUAACUUCCGGUAAAUCAGUCAACUUUGGAGUAGAUUUUCUCUUAAAUGCGAAGGUAUAUUCAAAAAAGAACACCAGAUAUGCAUAUUACAUCAUCUGAACUUACUGUAGAAAGAUUUUGAGGGCAAAAUAAAAUGUUGAAAAUUUGCCGGUGCAGAUACCUUAAGUUCACUGAUGUUUGUAGUAAAUCUUGUGUUAUCGCUCUAUAAACUAAGAAACCAAAACAGGUAAAAUGAAUGCGAUACAUGUACAGGAAACACUCGCUAAUAAGAACCUAACUUACAUUUUUUUUGAGGUCUGGCAAAAAAGGUUCAUUUAUUUUGGGGUACGUUACAGAGUAAUUAAGGCUAAGUACAACUGUAGGUUCUUAAUUAGGUUUUUAAUUUCUGUGAAGGAGAUGAACGUAACAGGGUGUCCCAAAAGUUUGUUCCUCUAAUUUCAUGCUCAGUAUUAACUUUUGAUCAAAACUUUAUUUUUACAUGAAAUUUCUAAAAGAUGUUUAUUGCUCUAUCAAGUACAUGAUUGUAUUCAGAAGUUCAGUAAGCUGCAGGUCCCCUUUUUUUUCUUAUGACAUUCUGUAGCCAUUGCACAUGGCAUAGAGUGGGAUAAGUCAUCAUAGCGUCUAGAGCCCCAUAUGAGCCACUUUUAGCUUUUUCAUCACCUGGUACACAGGAGCCACUUUGACCCCCAAACAAUAUCAUUUUUUUAGAUUAGGCAGCCAAAAAUAUAUUUUAAGCAUUCAUGUAAAAAAAAGAUAAUCAUCCCGGCCUCUCUCUGCAGUAAGGUUUGUUUACUUCUUUGCCAAGGAGACUAGCUGAACGUUGCUUGGUGGACUGAGCAAGGUUCUUUUUUGCCAUCUCACAGGCCUCCAACCGUCUCUUUCCAGGAAACUGCCCCAGACUUAGCUUGCUAACUGUUUUGAGAGCCGCCUUGUUAAGUUUUCUUUUCUUUUUGCCCAGCCUAUUUUAGAACUAUUUUAGCUGCUUUAUUCAGGACUUUAUGUUCUCCAGCAGGUUCUUAAACCACAGUUUCUUAUUAGUGAGUGGGUGUUUACUGUAAGUACAGUAACAUUCUUUUGUUUCUUUAACAAUUGGUGGUAUAAUAAUAUUUUUGUUUGUGCAGAAUGGAAAAUAAUACAAUCCAGAUUCAGUUGGUUUACAAAAACAUCCUCAUCAUUUACCAGCUUCUCUAUAACUCUUUUUGUUAAAGAUUCAGGUUUUUAAGUUUGAAAUGCUCUACAUUGUAACUCAAUCGCAUGCCACAUCAAAAUACACCUUUGAAAUCUUCUUCAGGAAAAAUAUUUUAUGAUGCUCUCUAAUUAAAAUAUUAAGCUUGACUCCGGCUUUUAAUGUUAGUAUACAGCUGUAGGUGAAACUCUGCAGCAAUCACCUUAAAGAUGGAGAUCUCUAAGUGUUUAUUAUGGGGAGAUAGGCAUAUAAAGCCUUGUUUCCAUAUGAUCAUCCCGAUCACCCCAGUCGUUUAAAAAAGUUUUGAGAUGAUCCAGACAACUGGGACGAUAGGUGGUUUCCAUGUGAUCGUACGGGUGCCUCAACGACAAGAGACACGGGGUGUCAUCAGUGAUGUCUCUGAGUCAGACAAUAGAAUUUUUGUGUGGGUUUCACAAACAAGCCAAACAUACAUGUAAUGAUGGAUUUUAAAUGGUGAGCAAAUCUCGAGCUAUGCUAUCUUUUUUUUCUCUCUAUUCUGUGGUGUCAACAAACUAGAAGUCAGUUCCACAAAGAUAUUGUAUCACGUAUAGAACUUGAUGAAACAGACUUUCUCUUUAAUUCAAAUAGCACCCAUACGUGAUGUGAACAUUUUUAAUUAUUUUUGACUUCAGCGGCAUCCAGGCCGAAUAUAUUCUCAAUUAAUGGAAUGAUAGUGAUGAUUUCUGGGAUAGCCUUUGAUCGUCCUGAUAGUCUCAGUCAUCUGAGAGCAUUUCCAGAUCACUUCAAAAUUUACACGAUGCUCCCAAUCGUCCGCAUAGAACUCAACUCUAUUCACGCGAUCGAUAGAGGUCAUCUCAGUCAUCCAGGUCAUUUGCGAUCGUCUGGGUAGGGUUUUCAUAUGAUUGUCCCGAUCAUCUGAACAUUAUUUGAGGCAUCUAGGACAAUCACAGCACAGCCAAAAUGUGUCAAUGACAGUGUUAUCAUGGACAGACAUAAUCAGGGAAAAUCUAUAUAAAUAGUUAUACAUAUGAUUAUAAAAGAAAUGUGACUUUUCUUGGCCAGAGGAAAAUCAGGAAAAGUUUGCAAGUGGUCCGGAAAAGGCAGUUAAUGUGAAGGUCUGUGAAAAGUCAGCCGCAAGCUUAUUUCUGGUAAAAAGUUUUCAGAAAACGCAGUGAAAAUCAUUUUAAAAAAGUCAAAAACGAAGAGUAGAGUAAUAUUGAUUUUUGGGGGGGGGAAAUUUUUUUAUAAGUUUCUGCUGCUGAAUUAAUAAACUCUAUAUGAACAACAAGCAAACAAAACCUCAGGAAAAAAAAGUUGUUUACGGACAAGGCUGCUGCCUAACGGGCGCCCGGUCGCCAGAGGCGCCCAAGGUAAGAGCAUGGGCGACCAAAUUUCGGUACAAGGAGCCCGCGCGGGCGCCUGACUUAACACACGGCAUUAGACUUAACCUCCUUGUACAUUAUAUUCCUUUAGCUGGAGUAGGACUUUAAACAGUGGAACUGUUGAUAUGGUUAGCGAUGAUGCGAUUAGGCAGUAUAAAAUUUCCACAAAUAAACCGUAAAUUAUGUAAACCUAACGUGUUCAACUGUGAAGCUUUGUCGAAACGAACGAAGCCAUCGUUUCCGAGUCCGGAUGGCAGUUGAAGACUGGGUCUGAGAUUUGACUUCCAAAUAUGGAAUAGCAAAAUUAUGGGCUGUUUGUUGCCUAUGUUGACAUUCGUGCAGUUCAUCGUUUGCUUGGGUUUUCGUCGAUUUGAUAACUUUUUUGUGGCGAGAAUGGGAAGCUAUCUUGCGUGCUAUCGACUGGACGUGCUUGAUGUUCGAUUUCAUGUACCAGUUUGCAACGUAUCAGCAUUUUCAAGAGACUUUAAAAAACAACACGCCAGAGAACGCAAGGAGAGGAUUGGUCUACUUUAGAAAGUUUUUGGAAGACUAGUUAAGUUGUCAUGUGGAACACAACUGUUACUGAACAAAUGUGAAAGUCAAGUAAAUAAUUCUGAGUUGAAAUUACCUACUGUUAUGUUAUUCUUUUAUUGUGAAAAUUGUGAAAAUUCCUUUUACACGCAAAUUAAGCCCCUCAAAUAUUUUUCCGGCUCAUGAAUGUGUAUAAGAAAGGUAAGAAGCAGUUUAAUUGUUACAUUUUAGAAAAUUCUUUGAAGGCUCUUCUAGGUCACAUUGAACACAACAGAUGUGGAAGUUAAUUGAAUAAAUUAAUAAAUGAAAGUAAAUAAUUCGGUUAAUUCUUGUUUACGUGUUAUUUAUUAGGCCCGGCGAAUUCUUAUUAAAGUGUGCAAGAACCUCUAUAACCUAUGUAAUGAUCUUGGAAAAACAAUACAUGGAUUUCAAACUGGGCUCCUAACAAUGUGGCUCGGGCUCCUAACUUUAAACUUUAGGAGCCCGAAGGGCUCCCUAAAAUUUUUCUUAGGCAGCAGCCUUGACGGAGCAAAACAAAGCAAAUAAGGUGUUGACUGAGAUCUAGAGUUUAUACUUCAAGUUGUUUUUUGCAUAUUAACUUGAAAAGAAGCUAUGACAUCAUUGCCUAUAACAUUAAAAUGCUGUAAAAUUAAUAUUAAUGGCCUUGUGCCCAAAUCUUAAUCAGCUAACAAGAUCAUUAUUUAACCACUGCUAGGAUUUUGUUGCAUGAUAAAUAUGUGGAAAAAAUGAAAAAUAUUAAUGUAAACAUGCCUAUUAGUCUGUUAUUCAUUUAAUAAAGUUAUAAGCAAUAGAUGUUUAUUAUUAAUUGGAUAAACCUAGCCUGGUCAUGUCCAGUGAAGCCAACCAACUGUAUACAUGUAGGAAAAUGCAAACGCGUUUGAUGACAUUCAUCAUGAAAAAAUCUGCACUGUUCACUUACUGUUGUGUCUUCGAGUUUAUUAGUUUUAAUCAACAAUUUAUAAUGAAAGGGUGUGUGGAAAAAAAAUUCGUAACUUUUUUUAGAUUUUUACAAAAAUGCAGGCCGGUAUUUUUGGGUUUUCAUGCCUGUGAUUUGACAGUCUGCAAUUUUUACUAACAUUUAUUAUAUAGACACGAGUGUUUUACUGGAAAAUAUACCACUCGUAAAAUUCAUAAAAACUACAUCCGGGACCCGAGUGGUUUAUUUUCCAUAAUCUCACACGUGAGUUUAUCGAUGACGUAAUGUCGGUAAUUUCCCUCUAUUAUUUUAUCAAUGUCUUUUUGUCUAUAUAAUAAAAAGAACAUUACACGGCGGCUUGAAGAUAUGAAUUUUAUUUUCUCGUGGCAAAAACAAUAUUUUACGAACGAGCGGAUUAUCUUCGCUCCACUGUGUAAUAUCCUCUAUAUAACACUAAAGAAUCUAUGCAAUUUGUUUUGGGACACGAAUUUUCAAUAUCGAGAUUAACAUAAUCAAGAAGCCAAAUAAGAAGGUCUAAAUUCCGUGUUGAGCAAGACAACAAGAAAAUGGCAGGGUGAUUUUAUUGAAUAGCUGGAUGUUAGUUUAUACAAGUGCCAAACUUUCCAAUUACUUUUUAGGGGCAGUGUCAUCAAGGUUUUGUGCUACGUACUUCAAAAUCCAACAAAUGCAUUAUUUUGCAUCAUUAAGAAAAUCCACCGAUUCACUAUUUUCACAUAGACCAUAAUGCACCUUGUUUGCCCCCAAAAUUUUGCAUAAACAUUCUUUUCAAUAUUCAAUAUUUCUCUUGAGAUAUAUGACUGUAAUAUCCAGGAGAAACUGAAAACAAAAUGCAAAAUUUUCGGGGUAAACAAGGUGCAUAAAUUAUGGUCUAUGUGAAAAUGGUGAAUAUAGUAACCUUAAUGGCCUCUCUAGGCAUCAUUAAAAAGAGAGUUUACACCAUAAGAAAACUUAAGUGCAUGGACAAAUCCUUAAAAAAGUUGGGCUGAUCCGUUUUCAAGUUUGCUGGAGUUACAUCAAGUGGAAAAUCUUUUCAAAACCAUUAAAAAGAUAUUGUUAUUAUUAUAGUUCACUUGUGCUUUUCAGAAUGAUUCAAUGUCUUUCUCAUCAUUCAAAUGUCAUUUUGUGUAACUCUAUAUAUGGUUCUAAACGGGCCUUAUACCAAAGUAUGUGAUUUCUCUGCCGGAGUAUAUGUGUAUUUUGCACAAAACAGUCAGAGUUGGUUAUUAAAACAGAGCCUUACUGAUAGAAUGAGGUUUAAAAAAAUGUCUGGGCCCCCAAAAUAGAUAUUAAAUGAUCUUUUCAGCCUAGCCUGGAAGGCUUUUUGAUGCUCUUAACAACAAACAAUGUUUUCUAGAUAUGGCCGGUAAGGAUGGUAAAGUAAUUGAAAAAUGACUUAGAAUGUGCAAGUUCUGUUAAACACCACCUAAACUUUGUUUUAAUAACCAGCCUUUAGUUUCAAUUUCUAGAUUCACAAUUACCUAAAAAUUUUAGAGUCUACAUUGUGCCCAAAGCAAAGUGGCCUUUAAGGGAACAGGUCGUGAGUUGGUUUUUGUGUCCAGAUUAUGCAAACUUUGGACCACAAAUUAUGAGUUAAAGUUGCCUUUGUGUGUUUAACAGAAAGCUACAUGUACAUAAAUGGAGUUAAUAUUUCUUAUCUCUUAAUUAGUGUUAGCCCUUUGUGGGUUUAUAAAUGGAAAGCUUUGUAAAUAUGCCACGUUAUUAAUACUGCUCAAGCGUAAGUAGGUCAAGAUGGCUGGAAUUGUUAGGGGUUUCAAUGUUUUAAUGAAACAAUACAAAGUUUGUGAUCAACAAGUUCUUUAACGUACGUAGACUAGCUGGCGGUUUCAUUUGGGGUGUCUAAGAGACAUCUCUCACUUUACAAACUACAAACGAAAACAACACCCUGCACACAGCAAACAAACCGCCAGCUGCAGUGCGGGCUACAAGUUCUUGGAAACUCAGUGUUUUGUUGCAAGUUUUCCUUGGUUGAAAGUUUUUUUCAUUCUUAAAUAAAAUGAACCAAGGAUGAAAAUGAAUUUCUACAUAGGCAUACCGAUAAUUUAAGACAGAAUCCACCAGGAAAUUGAGUAAUUUUAAUUUUCAGUGGACAAAAACAAAAAAAACAGAAUAAUUUAAAGAAUUUUGCAUUCUUUGUUUUACAUUUUUCAAGGGCUGAAGAUGUAAUAAAUCAUCUGUAGUAACACCAAAGAAAAUUUCUCAUGGAAGUCCGAGAAUUAUGAAUGUCAAAUUUUGAGAUAUGUCCAGAAAUGCACGCAUUGGCGAAAAUGGCAGAAAUGGCAAUUAAUCGCCAAACUAUAAACAAAAAUUCAAAUGAGAUGGCAAAGGGGCCCUUUGGAAAGUGGCGAUUAUGGCGAAAAUGGCGUAUUUGGCGAAAAUGGCAGAAAUGCUGGUAAUUAAUCGCCAAAAUCGCCAAACUGUAAACAAAAAUUCAAAUGAGAUGGCAAAGGGGCCCUUUGGAAAGUGGCGAUUUCGGCAAAAAUGGCGUAUUUGGCGAAAAUGGCAGAAAUGGCGCUUAAUCGCCAAAAUCGCCAAACUGUAAACAAAAAUUCAAAUGAGAUGGCAAAGGGGCCCUUUGGAAAGUGGCGAUAUUGGCGAAAAUGGCGUAUUUGGCGAAAAUGGCAGAAAUGGCAAUUAAUCGCCAAAAUUGCCAAACUGUAAACAAAAAUUCAAUUGAGAUGGCAAAGGGGCCCUUUGGAAAGUGGCGAUUUCGGCGAAAAUGGCGUAUUUGGCGAAAAUGGCAGAAAUGGCAAUUAAUCGCCAAAAUAUAAACAAAAAUUCAAAUGAGAUGGCAAAGGGGCCCUUUGGAAAGUGGCGAUUAUGGCGAAAAUGGCGUAUUUGGCGAAAAUGGCAGAAAUGGCAAUUAAUCGCCAAAAUCACCAAACUGUAAACAAAAAUUCAAAUGAGAUGGCAAAGGGGCCCUUUGGAAAGUGGCGAUUUCGGCAAAAAUGGCGUAUUUGGUGAAAAUGGCAGAAAUGGCAAUUAAUCGCCAAAAUCGCCAAACUGUAAACAAAAAUUCAAAUGACAUGGCAAAGGGGCCCUUUGGAAAGUGGCGAUUUUGGCGAAAAUGGCGUAUUUGGCAAAAAUGGCAGAAAUGGCAAUUAAUCGCCAAAAUCGCCAAACUGUAAACAAAAAUUCAAAUGAGAUGGCAAAGGGGCCCUUUGGAAAGUGGCGAUUAUGGCGAAAAUGGCGUAUUUGGCGAAAAUGGCAGAAAUGGUAAUUAAUCGCCAAAAUCACCAAACUAUAAACAAAAAUUCAAAUGAGAUGGCAAAGGGGCCCUUUGGAAAGUGGCGAUUUCGGCGAAAAUGGCAGAAAUGGCAAUUAAUCGCCAAAAUCGCAAAACUAUAAACAAAAAUUCAAAUGAGAUGGCAAAGGGGCCCUUUGCAAAGUGGCAAUAUUAGCGAAAUUGGCGUAUUUGACGAAAAUGGCAGAAAUGGUGCUUAAUCGCCAAAAUCGCCAAACUGUCAACAAAAAUUCAAAUGAGAUGGGAAAGGGGCCCUUUGGAAAGUGGUGAUUUCGGCGAAAAUGCCAGAAAUGGCGAUUAAUCGCCAAACACGCCAAACUGUAAACAAAAAUUCAAACACGAUGGCAAAGGGGCCCUUUGGAAAGUGGCGAUAUUGGCGAAAAUGGCGUAUUUGGCGGAAAUGGCGAUUAAUCACCGAAAUCACCAAAUUAUAAACAAAAAUGCAAAUGAGAUGCCAAAGGGGCCCUUUGGAAAGUGACGAUUUUGGCGAAAAUGGCGUGCACUAAUCUUGUAUCUUUUCAUCAGCCACAAAUAAAAAAAAAAUUAGAGUUGGCCUCGUUCUUAAAACGUGUUUUGGCAGAAAUGGCAAUUACUCGAUGAAAUACCUAAUUUGUCAAGACAAAUUGAAAUGACAUAGCAAAGGGUCCCUUUUGAAAUGGCUAUUAAUUGCGAAAUAGUUACCACAUAUUAAUAUAAAAAUGUUUCCAAUAGUAUAAUUGUAUACUAAUAAUGACAACGCUACUGUAACUUAAGUGUCAUUAAUCUGUUUUUAAUGCUUUUACCUUUAAUUGAUAACCUCUUGUGAUUUGAAAUUCGUGCCAGACAAGAGUGUUUGGUCGGGAAUUACCACUUAUAACUAAUUUCUUGCUCAAUUCAAAUCGAAUGGCCAACGAGUUGUAUUCGAUUAUCAGUAAAUGGUAAUCUUCGUAAUGUUCAUGGCAACUUUCUUACCAAAAACUCCAAGAUAGGUAUCCUUAAUUUUCCAGGCUUGUAGGCAUUGUUUGAAUAGCGACAGUUCAACAUUUUAUGUUAUGAGGAAUCCAGGUUGAUUCUUGGCUACGCAUUCAGAUAAUUAGAUGGUCCGUAUUGCCUUGUAUAUCCAUCCUGUUUGUUAUAAUGGCGUUCAAUCGUACAAGUAUAUAUAAACGAGCUGGUUCAUUGCAGUUUCACAGAACAUGAACGUGUAAGGUUUAGUAGUUGUUGUAUAGACGCGGCGGCCAUGUUGAAAUAGUCGAUUUUGGAUAACUACUUUAUGUAAGUGGAAACGAUUAGUGUCAUUCCCAGCCGACUUUGGUGGUCACUCUAUGUAAGCAAAACGAUUAAUGUCGUUUACAGGGACUCUCAGGCAAUUGUUAAAUUAGAAGGUAAAAAGGCCGGGUGACGUGUUUCGACAAGCAUUAGCAUUAGCAAUUUAAUGGAACACAUAUUGUACUGAGAAUUGGUUUGGUGGUCUCAGCGCAAAAAAACAAUACAUUUUCUAAAUUUCUGGCCCCACCUCAUAAAGCAAUAAUGGGACACAUUUUUUAAGAACGAGACAAACAUGUACACUCUCUUUUUAUAUAUCUAGGUUGAUGAAAAGAUACAGAAUUAGUUUGAAUGGGAUAUGUUUUAUGAAAGAGACAAACAAGUUAUUAAUUUGAUCCAAUGUUUAUGUUCAAUAAAUGCGGUGAAAUAUUGGGCACAAGUGACAUUUCGUGCAGGUUUACAUCAAGUGGAAAUAAGGGAAUUCACACAUUUCAAAAUGGCGCAUGCAAGCUGCUGGACAUUUCGGCUUUCGUUACUUUUAGGGGACCGUUUCUCUAAAGAGCAAAACAAGUAAGUGCGAGAAGAAAGUGAAGAGUUUAAACGACGGAAGAAGAUAAUGUGUAUAGUGGAGAACCAAAUGAAGGGCACACAAUGGUUAUCGUGAAAGCAUCUUUUAGCCAGGAACCAUGCGUUUCGCAAUCGCUUUUGAUUUAAGGCUGCCUCACAAUUUAAUGGAACCAAUGUGAAGAGAAUUGUAACCAGUGAGGAUUGUUAAGGUCUACAUCGAACCUCAAAAGUUAGAGUGUCCAUGGCAAGGAAUUAUUAUGAUUUCAAGGACUUGGUAGUUCUCUCCUCGAGUAAUUAGUGGACUUGUAAGUCUUUGAAAUGAAUGAACCAUACAAAAGCAAAUGAUGCUAGUGUGAUAUUUCAGCGCAUCACAUCACUUUUGGUAAGUCAAGCGACAUCGAAAGUAAGGAAAUGUUUACUUAACCUGUGAAGUACGUGGCACAAAUACAUAUUAGCUUAACUGAAACGACUUCCAUUUGUUGUUUUCAGAUAUAUUUGAUUCACUUGUAUUUAAUAAAAUAAUGUUGUUUGACAGUUAGGUAAAGCUGCUUUGUCAUUUAUUUGAUUCAGUUGUAUUUGAUAAAUGUUGCCUCACAGUUAUUGGGGCCUCUUAUUAGGCAAGUAAUUUGAACUUUUUUUUAGUACUGUUGCCUCACAGUUAUAAGGAUCUCUUUAGUUAUCCACUUUGAAGGGGCCACUUUUGGCAUCCAAUUUGAAUAUUUUGCCAUAUAUCGCCAGCUCUCUGGCGAUUUUUGCCAAAAUCGCCAAUUUCGCCAGAAUCGCCAUUUUCGCCAAAAUCGCCAGCCUCCAAGGGGCCACUUUUGGCAUCCAAUUCAAAUCGCCAGAGGCUGGUGAUUUUUCGCCAGUUUCGCCAUUGCAUGCAUGGCGAUUUUGCCAAAAUCGCCAAUUUCGCCAAAAUCGCCAUUUUCGCCAAAAUUGCCAGCCUCCAAGGGGCCACUUUUGGCAUCCAAUUCAAAUCGCCAGAGGCUGGUGAUUUUUCGCCAGUUUCGCCAUUGCAUGCAUGGCGAUUUUGCCAAAAUCGCCAAUUUCGCCAAAAUCGCCAUUUUCGCCAAAAUCGCCAGCCUCCAAGGGGCCACUUUUGGCAUCCAAUUCUAAUCGCCAGCAGCUGGCGAUUUUUCGCCAGUUUCGCCAUUUUCGCCAUUGCAUGCAUUUCUGGACAUAAGUGCAAAUUUUACGAGAAUUGUGAUUACACAUUUAAAAUUCAGAAAAAUUUGACAUUCAUUUUCUUGGGCUCCCAUUUUUUUUGUUGUCACUACAGAUGAUUUAUCAGGGUUCAUACAAAAAAUUGCAACCAUUUUUCAAGGACUUUUCAAGGACUUUUCAAGGACCACAUUAGAUUUUCAAGGACAACCUACUAGGAAUAUAAUUUCACAGAUUGUACAAAAAUGCAUAUUCCCAGUAUAUUCUAAUAAGACUUUAAGGUUUUAACUGUUUGCUUCACCAAAUUCUCUACAUUUUUCAGUUCACUUGUCUUAAACUGAUAGUUAAUUAUAGCAUAAAACAUGGAGCACUUUAUGUAAGUGACCUUUACAUUCACUGAGCUACGAUUUAUAUUCUGUCUUGGACAACCAAAAAGCAUCAAAAAAUUCUUUCCAGGCUACUACAUUCAAAGUUGAAGAAAAUUCAAGCUCUUUUCAAGGACUUGAACAGAAAUUUAAGGACUUUUCAAGGAAAAAUGGAAUUCAAGGACUUUUCAAGGACUUCCCCUAAAAUUCAAGGACUUUUCAAGACUGUGCGAACCCUGUUUAUUACAUCUUUAGCCCUUGAAAAAUGUAAGAAAGAAUGCAACAUGCUUUAAAUUAUUAAGGUACAAGAUUUUUGUCCUCUGAAAAUCAAAAUUCCUCAAUAUCCUGGUGGAUUCAAAAUUUUUUUUCAACAUUAUUUUACAUUGUAUCUUUAUCAUGACUGAACUGUAGCAUUGUAAUAGCAUUGGUAUUUUGUUAAUUCCUAUGUUUUAUUUGCAAAAUAAAAUUAAAUGUGUUACUGGUUCACUUUUUUAGAAAAUACAUAGUUUUUUGUUUUGAACUGAACACAUGGGGGAGGGGUGAGGCAGUGGUCAGAGCACUCGACUCCCAUCAAUUUGGCCUGGUUUCAGGUCUUGCCAUGUAUGCCAUAUAUGGGUUAGGGACCGGUCGCCUGGGUGCGGGGUCGGAGGAUUUUAGAGGGGAUUACCUGUUUUUUGGGAGAACAAAAGGGGCCAUCAGUUGUAACUGAGAAUCCAAAAGCGGGGAUCGCUGAAAUCUUCGGAAGGAUUCAGAGUGGGGACCACUCAAAUUUGCUUGGAAAAUGAAGACAUCGUGGGGGGGGGAUCGUGAAAGUCAUCAAAGUUAUUAGGGGGGAUCACUUCAGUGAAGUAACACUCAAAGGGGGUAUCGGCUAACUUUCCUCUUGUUUUGCCUCAAAUCCUCCCCCCACCCCCGGAGAUAAACAAUGACCUGUCCCUUAGACCUGGUUAGCAGUGAACGCGCUAAAUUAUUGAAAAUCGCGACCCGCGAGGAAGGUGUCCCAUGCGCGGUGCUCUGUUUGUUUCGCGCGUCACCUUUCUCGCGGGUGGUGAGGAAAAUGACAGAAUACUCGUAGUCAGAUUGUUAAGGCUAUUUUCUCUCCUGACUGUUUUACCGCAAAAAAAAUAAUAAAGCAUUGUUAUGGAACUCUGGCGUCGAGUUUUCCCUGGAAGCAAAGAAGCUAAGCGAUGUAUAAAAUCUGUCAUUUAAAAUUACUUUAAAUGACAGAUUUUUAAGGAGUGAACAGAUAAGCAAGAAAUCCCGCAGGAAAUCCCGAGCGGGCUAGAUUACUGUGAAACUCAGAAAACCGUGAACACGUGAAAAAUUUCAGGUAUUUAGCAGGAGAGUACUAUUUGGGGACACUAUUUUUACACGGGACCGCCAUUUUACGUGGUCAUCCGAGGCACGCAAAGGUCUAGCCGCUUACAGGUUAAAAAGUACCUUCAUAUCUCAGUUAUUUUAAGACCUUGAGUAUUGUUGGUUUUCACAUGACGUCACUAAAAUUCAAACUAGUGAGCUAACCCUGCACGGCCAAUCACAAUAAAGUUUAGGAUACGAAAGGAAUCCUCAAAACCACAAACUAAUUACCAUUGGUGUUUGCGGUUUAGUUAUCUCGCGCCUUAUUGGCUAAUUUCUCGCAACACAAUAACAUGCCAUAAAUAUUUCUGGUGUUGAAAUUGGAAAGAUCUUCCCUAUAAUGGCAAAGUGAGCACGAGAGGGACAUACCGCUUUCACGAACUUAAACUUCAAGCCGUUUCUGGACACGCCAAUAAGACGGGGAUGAGGUCACUUUUAACAGUAACCGAGACCCUCGCUGGUACUCUCGGAGGGUUAAAGAAACACUUAACAGCAUCAAUAGGGACAGUGGAAUUGAGAAUUCUCGGCUGCUACGAGGAUGCCUACAGUCAGACACCGAUCAGUACAACAGGACAGCGGACCGCUGA